CAGCACUCCCAUAACCGCACGCGAAGGCCGCAAUUUUGCCAUCCCACGGUACGGCAGACGCCAGUUCAUCAGCGCUCGCUACCGUUCUCAGCAUCAGCAGGGACAGCGGCCUCGUCUUCGUCCGCCCCGCCAUAGCCGCCUUACGUCGGACUCCUUAAGAACCUUUUCGACUUGCCGCCUCUAGGACCUCAAAGCGAAGAUGGCCGACGUCAACUCCUACACGCUCAUCCAGCAGGAUGACGAUAAGGAGCAACCCACCGUACAAGAGCUGCGCAAGCAACUCGAAACCCAAAAAGAGGACCACAAGAUCGAAACCAUGAAGAAGAUCCUCCUCAUAAUGCUCAACGGCGACCCGCUCCCCCAACUCCUCAUGCACAUCAUCCGUUUCGUCGUGCCCUCAAAGAACAAGCAGCUCAAGAAACUGCUGCUCAUCUACUGGGAAAUCUGCCCCAAAACCGACGCGGCGGGGAAGUUGAAGCAGGAGAUGGUGCUCGUGUGCAAUAACCUGCGGAACGACCUUUUGCAUCCGAAUGAGUUCAUCCGGGGCAGCACGUUACGGUUCCUGUGUAAAUUGCGGGAGGCCGAAUUGCUUGAACCGCUGAUCCCGGCAGUGAGGACGUGCCUGGAACACCGCCAUGCGUACGUGCGCAAGAACGCCGUGCUGGCCAUCUUCACCAUCUCGAAACACUUUGAGUACCUGAUCCCGGACGCACCCGAGCUGAUCCACACUUACCUCGCCUCGGAAACGGACCAGAACUGUAAACGCAACGCGUUCAUGAUGCUGCUGAACACCAACCAGCAACUCGCGGUGCAGUACCUCAACUCCGUGUUCAACCAGAUCCCGGCGUUCGACGAGCUGCUGCAAUUGUCGGUCAUCGAGCUGAUCAGGAAAGACUACAGGAGCGCGACGGCGGAUAAGGCGAAAUACAUCCAGAGCAUCUUCCAGCUGCUGCAAUCGUCGGCCCACUCGGUCAAAUAUGAGGCGGCCAACACCCUCAUUGCGUUGACAUCCCACACAUCGGCGGUGCGCGCCGCGGCGGCAUGCUAUGUCGAACUGGCUCUGAAGGAGUCGGAUAACAACGUCAAGCUGAUUGUGUUGGAGCGGCUGAAUGAGCUGAGGGAGAACCAUGGCAGGAUAUUGGAGGAUUUGGCGAUGGAUAUUUUGCGGAUCUUGAAGAGCCCGGAUAUCGCCGUAAGGAGAAAGUGCGUCGACAUCGCGCUGGAAAUGGUUUCCAACCGUAACGUCUCGGAAGUCGUCGGUCUGCUAAAACAGGAGCUUGUCAAGACACAUGACGAGGAGUACGAAAAGACGAACGAAUACAGGCAGCUCCUCAUCAGCGCCAUCCACUCCUGCGCCAUCAAGUUCUCCGAAGUCGCCGCGGAUGUCGUCCACGUCCUCAUGGAGUUCGUCGGGGAGUCGCAUAACGCUGCUGCUGUGGAUGUUAUGGCGUUCGUUCGAGAGGUGAUGGAAAAGUUCCCACACCUGCGUUCCAGCAUUGUGGGGAAGCUGUUGGACACGUUUAUGGAUAUGAAGAGCGGGCGCGUGUUUAGGGGCGCGUUGUGGAUUAUUGGGGAGUAUGCGUUGGAUACGGAUGCUAUUGAGCAUACGAUGACCCAGAUCCGGAAGGCGUUGGGCGAGAUACCCAUCCUUGCGUCAGAACAGCGCCUAUUGGACGAAGCACAAGGAGGCGAGCCUGCCGCUCCCGCUGACAGUCCGACGGUAAAGACCGCGCCUACACCCGCUCGCCGCGUGCUUGCCGAUGGGACGUAUGCGACCGAGAGCGCGUUGACGUCGAACUUGGAGGCUGUUAAGGCGGCGCAUAAGCCCCCUCUUCGCGCCCUCAUCCUCAACGGCGACUACUUCCUCGGCGCCGUCCUCUCCACCGCCCUCACAAAGCUCAUGCUCCGCUACGCCGACCUCAACACCGCCGACACCGCCCGCGGCAACGCCCUCCGCUCCGAAGUCAUGCUGAUCAUGACCAGCAUCAUCCGCGUCGGGCAGUCCGAGUUCCCCACCCAGCCCAUCGACGAGGACUCGCGGGAGCGGAUUUUGACGUGUUUGAGGACCCUGUCGGCUGUGCCGCAGGACGAUGUGCUGAGAGAGGUGUUUUUGAGGGAUUGUAGGAAGGCGUUUACGAAGCUUGUUGCGUCGCAGGAGUACACGAAGAAGAAGAAGGCGACGCAGAAGAAGGAGGUCAAGGUGCAGGCUGACGACGCGAUCAUAUUCCGGCAGCUGAAGUCGAAGCGGAAUGCGCAGGAUGGGACCGACGAGUACGAUCUUGACAUCACACGAGCAACCGGUGUCGGCGAGCGCGCGGACGAUUUGGCGUCGAAGUUGAGUCGCGUGAUUCAGUUGACUGGAUUUUCGGACCCGGUCUACGCGGAGGCAUACGUUACCGUGCAUCAAUAUGACAUCCUGCUAGACAUCCUCAUCGUAAACCAAACCAGCGAAACUCUCCAAAACCUCACCGUCGAGUUCUGCACCCUCGGCGACCUCAAGCUCGUCGAGCGGCCCGCCCCACAUACCAUGAGCCCGCACGGGUUCCAUGGGAUUAAAGCUAACAUCAAGGUCUCGUCAACGGAAACUGGCGUGAUAUUCGGCAACAUUGUGUACGAUGGCCCGUCGGCGACGGACAUGAACUGCGUGAUUUUGAACGAUAUACAUAUUGAUAUCAUGGAUUAUAUCAAGCCCGCUACAUGUACUGAAACUCAGUUCCGGAUGAUGUGGAGCGAAUUCGAAUGGGAGAACAAAGUCAAUGUCAACACCAACAUCACCGACAUCCGCGCCUACCUAACCCACAUCCUCAAAUCCACCAACAUGAACUGCCUCACCCCGGAAAACGCGCUCUCAGGCGAAUGCGGCUUCCUCGCCGCCAACCUGUACGCGCGCUCCAUAUUCGGCGAGGACGCGCUCGCCAACAUCUGCCUUGAACAAAUCGCAUCUCCCGCUGCUGCUGCUGCAUCAUCAUCACGUGGGGAUGAGACGACGACCGCAGGCAGUGCUGCGACGACGAUCACGGGACACAUCAGGAUCAGAAGCAAGACGCAGGGGAUUGCCCUGAGUCUUGGGGAUAAGAUCACGUUGAGCCAGAAGAAUGCGAGGGUGGCGGUUGUGGGGCAGAGUCCGGCUUAUGCGUGAAGAAAGCAUUGCGGGCUUUGCUGGGGGUUUUUUCUUAUGUAUUACCGCUGUGAAUAGGGAUUAUCUGCUUGAUUUGGGAAUUGCCAUUCUUGUUUGCUUUGGCAUGUGCUCCCACGACCCUGAGGUUGUUGGGUGAUGUUCUGCUAUUGGGGAUGUGGGGAAUGGCAACAUAAAAAGCGGGAGUUUCACAGUGCUUUUAACAGCCGCCCCCUGCUCUGCCCCGGGGUGUGUCGUCGACUCGUAUGGAUAUCCUAGUAGACUGAGU
This is a messenger RNA of Fimicolochytrium jonesii, 3404 nucleotides long. RefSeq names its product adaptin N terminal region-domain-containing protein. The coding region runs from base 200 to 3139 and encodes 979 amino acids. The record is from RefSeq and is a predicted model, not a curated record. Gene Ontology annotation, molecular function: structural molecule activity. Lineage: Eukaryota; Fungi; Chytridiomycota; Chytridiomycetes; Spizellomycetales; Powellomycetaceae. Gene Ontology annotation, cellular component: cytoplasm; COPI vesicle coat. Gene Ontology annotation, biological process: endoplasmic reticulum to Golgi vesicle-mediated transport; intra-Golgi vesicle-mediated transport; intracellular protein transport. The transcript is spliced from 15 exons.